This is a messenger RNA of Penicillium cosmopolitanum, 1458 nucleotides long. RefSeq lists its product as uncharacterized. Bases 1 to 1458 code for a protein of 485 amino acids. The transcript has a single exon. Lineage: Eukaryota; Fungi; Ascomycota; Eurotiomycetes; Eurotiales; Aspergillaceae. The record is from RefSeq and is a predicted model, not a curated record.
AUGUCGUGGAAAGCUAUCACACCUGAUGUCUAUGAAAGGCCCCUCGGGGACUUGGAGAAGAGCAUGCUGCCCGCUGCACUGAUUCAGGCGCGUGAAGUCUAUUCUCGCGAGCCAAACCUGGUAUACACAGUGGUAGACUUCUCCAUACCAUGCGAGGGCCGGCAGGUGGCAGUCGCUCUGCGCGAAGGCUGGAAAGCACUGCGACUGCUGAAAUCUCCUGAUAUCGCCACCACCUAUCAGGAUGGGAUGAAGCAAUACCGGCCCGUCACAGCUGAUCAACUCGAGGCCUGGGCGCAGACGACCUUCGUGGAACUCCCCCCGGGCCAGACCGUUCACUUGGCCAUUGCACAAAUGCGCCUGCCGCCGGACUGGCUGCCCUUUUGUUAUCUGUUACCCCUGGACGACUCGGGAGACGGUGUCUUCCACGGGCAACUUAUCUUAUGCAUCAGUCACUGGCGCACUGAGGCCACAGGCUGUCUCCAGCUGCUCCACCACCUCCUGCGCUUCACAACAGACUUACUUCCCGGCGCCAAGAGCUCGACGCUUCACACUCUUGCACAUCAUGUACCUGGAAGCGAAGUCGGCCUACUAUCACCUUCACUUGAAGAAGUUGUCAUGCCGGGGGCAGGCCCAACCGACCCGAGCGCCCAGCAGAGGGUCGACGAUGACUUUGCGCGGUUCUAUGCCGCCCAACCCUCGGUUACCUUCGACUCUCUGAGCCCCAUGCACGGAAUUCCCUCGCACAUGCGGCUGCAUCAACGUAUCUACACUAGGCAGUCCACCAACCAGCUCCUCGCUCGCUGCAAGGCCUACACCGUGACCGUGACCGCCGCCAUCCACGCCGCCUACCUGGCCGCCGUGUGGCAGCUUGCGUCCCCUUCGAAGCGCUCGUGGUCCUACGCAGGGAUGAUGCCGGCCCAAAUUCGGAGUCGUCUGGCCCCAACGUCGGCUUUGCACGACCAGGGCGCCUGGUCCCCCGCGCAGCAACUGCUCAUCACUCUUGCGGCCCCGAGCCAGAACAGCAGCAACCCAGACCAGUUUGUGGCUCGAGCCCGGAUCUUAUGCCAGCAAUACCAGCGAGCCAGAGAGCCUGACUGGCUUUACACGGACCAGCGAGCUAUCACCGCCGCUCGCGUUCACUACUUCGCGUCCGGUAGCGGCGACUCCAGCUCCAUGCCGUGGUUCAGCAGCCUCGGCCCGCUAGAUCAGGGCCUGUUUCCAGCAGUGAUAGGGGCCUUCCGCGUCCACAAUUUCGCCUGCUGGUCAGAUUUUCUCUCAGCCGGCAUCACGCUCAUGGUCUGGACUCACGACGGAACGCUGAGCUUCCAAGCAUUCUGGAAUGCGGCUUUUCACGCAGAUGAUCAGAUCCGGCGGGCCUUGGAUGUCAUGGAGGGCGUGUUGGCCGACGAGCUGGGGGAGAUGCCAGCUCUGCAGGCUGUCCGCUGGGUCGAUUGUUAG